AUGUACCUGGUACGCUUUCGCUAUCAAGAAGCGUUCAUAACUACGUACAGAACUUUCAUAUCUCCCCUGGACGUUCUCAGCAAACUCGUGUAUAGGUACGAGAGGUUUUCCUUUUCAGACGAUCCAACGAAGAAGAAAGCAGCGAAAAAUUGUUUCUCUCUUCUUGUGCGGAUACUCGAUGAUCUUAGUUCUAUAGAAUUUUCGAGCGAAAUUUUGCUGCUGUUGCGGGAUUUUGUCUACCGAAUAAUAACCAGCGGUGAACUAAAUCUGGGAAGACUGUUGCACCAAAGAUUUGUUGAGAAACUUCACGAAAAGAUUAAUGGUAGCUACGCAUCCUCCCGCCAGCCGGCUUUCGUUCAGCUCUACACUCCUGAACGAAUCAAGAGUAUUUCUAUUCUCGAUUUCAAGUCGUCAGCUCUCGCCGAACAGAUCACUUAUUUGGACUGGUUCUACUUCCAAAGAAUAGAGCUAAGUGAAAUGCUGCUCUGGGCUCAACAUCAGUCGGAAGAACACUGUCCAAAUUUGACGGCUUUCACAGAACAUUUUAAUAAAAUGUCUUACUGGGUUAGGACUAAAAUUUUGCAGCAGAGCGAGCAGAAGGAGAGAGAAAAGUAUUUUGCGAAGUUUACGAAAAUCAUGCGUUGUCUUCGGCGAUGUGGCAACUUUAACUCUUGUCUGGCGAUGUUGUCCGCACUGGAUUCCGGUCCAGUCCGCAGGCUGAAUUGGCCUAAGUCGCUUCUGGAGCCUUUGGCGGAACACGGUGCAUUGGUCGACAGUUCUCAGUCGUUUAAAGCAUAUCGCACAGCUUUAAGUGAGGCAAAGCCUCCAUGUUUACCAUAUAUUGGCUUGAUCUUGCAAGAUCUGACGUUUGUUCAUGUUGGAAACCCGGAUUACGUUUACGAUAGCCACUGGCCCAGUCAGAAUGAUAUUGUCAACUUUUCUAAAAGAUGGCAACAAUACACCAUACUUGACAAC
This is a messenger RNA of Soboliphyme baturini, 975 nucleotides long. The record is from the annotation of a GenBank genome assembly. Lineage: Eukaryota; Metazoa; Nematoda; Enoplea; Dioctophymatida; Soboliphymatidae.